This is a messenger RNA of Cuculus canorus (common cuckoo), 4215 nucleotides long. RefSeq names its product FERM domain containing 7 (gene FRMD7). The transcript has 12 exons. Gene Ontology annotation, cellular component: cytoskeleton. The record is from RefSeq and is a predicted model, not a curated record. NCBI's taxonomy places the organism in Eukaryota, Metazoa, Chordata, Aves, Cuculiformes, Cuculidae. Bases 232 to 2799 code for a protein of 855 amino acids. Gene Ontology annotation, molecular function: guanyl-nucleotide exchange factor activity; cytoskeletal protein binding.
GUCAGAAAUAGGAAAUAGUUUGUCUCAAAGGCUUGUGAGAAUUCAGUAAGCUGCCAAACCAGGGUGGCAGCUGGGAAUUAGCAGUAGGUCUUCCUCUGCCUCCCCAGGAAGGACUCCCAGCUGGUUUCAAGUUCAGUUGGAAACAUUUCCCAGACUCUGGCGAAGUACAUCAGCCCAUCUGCCCAGCCCACACACAUCUGUUCAGCAGACAGGACUUUAUCUGCCCGUCUCAUGGACUUGUUUUUAGGCAUUCAGUUCUUUUGCUCCAGCCUCCGCUCCACAUCUGUGACUGCAGCCUUCUCCAUCCAGCUGAGAAGGAAAUUAUGUGUGCAAGAGGAGUCAGGGCUCCCUUCCCGGCACACAGCUCACAUCGCUAGGACUCCUGCAUCUGCCACACGCUCAGCCACUUGCUUGAGGAUGCUGCACCUGAAAGUCCAGUUUCUGGAUGACUCUCAGAAGAUCUUUGUAGUUGAUCAAAAAUCCUGUGGAAAAGGGCUCUUCAACCUCACCUGCAGCCACCUCAACCUUGUGGAGAAGGAGUACUUCGGCCUGGAGUUUCGCAGCCAGGCUGGGAACCAGGUCUGGUUGGAGCCACUAAAACCCAUAACAAAGCAAGUCAAAAAUCCUAAGGAGGUUCUUUUCAAAUUUAUGGUGAAAUUUUUCCCAGUGGACCCCGGCCAUCUGAGAGAAGAGCUGACCAGGUACCUCUUCACCCUCCAGAUCAAGAAGGACCUGGCACUGGGGCAGCUGCCCUGCAGCGACAAGAGCGCGGCGCUGCUCGUCUCCCACCUGCUGCAGUCUGAGCUGGGUGACUUCCAUGAAGAGACAGACCAGCAGCACCUGGCGACUCACAGGUAUCUGCCUAACCAAGAGUACCUGGACAACAAGAUCAUGCACUACCACCGGAGACACCGUGGGAAGACACCAGCUGAGUCAGAUGUUCAGUUGCUGGAUGUGGCUAGGAAGCUGGAGAUGUACGGGAUUCGCCCUCACCCCGCCAGUGAUGGCGAGGGGCUGCAGAUCAACCUGGCGGUGACGCACAUGGGGGUGCUGGUCCUGCGGGGCAAUACAAAGAUCAACACAUUCAACUGGUCCAAAAUUCGCAAACUGAGUUUCAAGAGGAAACAUUUUCUCAUCAAGCUCCAUGCAAACAUCUCUGUAAGUAUUGCACUGCAGGCAGCUGCCAGGAGCAGGAGCAGGCAGCUGUGGACCGAGGAUCAGCCAUAUGAAGUUCCCGAUUUUGAAUUAAAUCUGUUCCUGCUGCUCAGGGGUGAUGCUCCUCCCUCCCUUUAUCAUGGCAUGCGCCGCACCCAUGUUCCCAGUGGGGUGGUGCUGCACUGCCCAGAGCCAGUGGCAGCCCAGUGCGAUCCUCUGGGGGGUCAAGAGGGCAAACGGCAGAGCCUGGCCCUGCACCCCCUGAUGCUGGCGUGCUUGUUUCUGGCCACGCAGGCACUGUGCAAGGACACGCUGGAGUUCACCAUGGCGAGCCGGGACACCUGCAAGGCUUUCUGGAAGACGUGUGUGGAGUACCAUGCCUUCUUCAGGCUGUCUGAAGAACCCAAGUCAAAGCCCAAAGCGCUUCUGUGCAGUAAGGGCUCCAGCUUCCGCUACAGUGGGAGGACACAGAGGCAGCUGCUGGAGCAUGGGAGGAAGGUGAAGAUGAAGAGCUUGCCCUUUGAGAGGAAGCACUACGGGUCCCACUAUGAUGAGAGACAGUGCCGCUCCUCCCCAGACCUCCUGACGGACGUCUCCAAACAGGUGGAGGAGCUGCGCCUGGCCUAUGGCAAUCGGGGCUCCUACCAUGCCAACGGGGUGCACACCUCCGAGCCCACACUGGACAGCCAGCGCCGCAGUUCUGCCGUGGAAGUGACGUUUGCUGCUGAGCUGGAGCGCUCCAAGCCCGAAGCAUCCCCUGCCUUCUUGUCCCACUCCAAAAGCUCAUCUGCCUUCCCCCUACUUUACUCGGAGCUGGAGCUAGAGCGGGCAUGGGAACCUGCUGACCUCUUUGGUGCCAGGAACCCCUUGACCUCUUUUAGGCCCCACCACCAGUUCACCGGGAACAGUAAAAGCACCUCAGUGGGUAACAUGCGGGAGGUGAGUGCCCGGCAGCUGGUGUAUACAGACGUACCGUGUCCCCCGUCCGUGCCUGCCCCAGCUCCGCAGGUCCUCUUCUACCUGGACAGGCCCCCACAGGCUCCAUGCCACACACCAGCACCCAGCAAGGAUGACGUGGGACCAGCUGGUGGAGGUGGCCCCAUGGCAGCAAAACCCCCCAGGCGGAGCCCGAGUGAGACCCAGCCUGGAGAGUUUCAUCACAAGGCUGCAUGCAUGGCAGUGGGUGCAAGGCUGGCCCCAGCAGGGGAGAAUAGGUCCCUGGCUCGCUCCUUCGAUUAUGGCCUUCAGGAGCAGCCUCCCAAGAGGUCUUGGAGCCAAUCAGACAUGAAAACCAUCCGCUUCCCCUAUGGCUCUGAGUUCAGACCACUGGGGCCGUGCCCCACACUGAGCAGCCGGAGAGCAGGUGUCUUUUGGCACAUGCCAGCGCAGCAAGGGCUGGCACCAGGGCUGCGAUGCUCUGCCGAGCGCUAUGUGGGCAGCAGCACCGAGUCCAGCGACUCCGACUCUGACCUCCUGGCUGCCGACUACUGCUCCCUGUAUGGCCGAGUGCUGCGGUCACCUAUGGCCCGGGUGCGGCUGUCCUCUGGCAGCCUCCAGCUGGAUGAAGAGGAUGAGGAGGUGUCUUUCGCCACUGGUGCUGCUGAAGAAAGGACUUCCAGGGGGGCCUCCAGGUAUUUCACCUAGAUACCUGACACUGUCCAGAGGGAGCAGAGGUGGCUGGCACCGACAUGGGGCCGCACAAGGUGCCACUCUUGUCUGCAGGGCUGCUUACUUCUUGCAAAACAUUGAUGGGCUUGUGUUGUGAGAGUGCUCUUAGUUAUGGAGGAUGUAUUAACAGACAACAGGGAGCAUUCAGAAGAAGUACUUAACCCCUGCACCACAUUUGGAAGUUAGUGCAUCUCUGCCACCACAUGCAAGGGUUCUGCUCCAGCCGGGGGAGCCAGGGCUCUCCUAAAGUCCUGCAACGACCUUGGGUCCUGCUCAAGCUGGUGGCAGCUGGCCAUGCUUGGUGUUCAGCUGAUGGAUUCUUCAUUGAGGGGGUAGGUAUAAAAAGAAGAGUCAUCUCAUGGAAGAGUUUAAACUUCUGUUUCUCACAGCUGCAGGGAAGGGUGUUUGAGGCCCACUGGGAGAGUAGUAGGUUUAGGGGAGGUUGACCUGUGGACACAGAACCCGAAUCCGUUCUGCCUCUCCUCCCUCCAACGCUGCAGGGAGUGCCUGGUCCUCCAGGACAAGGUUGCAUGCCUGGUGUACUCUUUGUGAUCCUCGGAGCCAGAGUGGAAGCACACAGCUCUGUCUUCUCCCAGUCAGUUUGCUGCGCUAUUCUUCCACAAGAAACAUCCCAUUGCUGCCUGCAACUCAUUUAGCAACAUCCAACAGUGAGCGCAGGGAAGUGGGGUCAUGAAUGACAACCAUAUAACUCUGCUUCUUUCAGGUCCAUUAGCUGUCAUUUUUCUGGCAGCAGCUCCGUAACCCCAGCACCUCAGGGGCCUGCUCAAAUCUAGGGGAGCAGAGCAUGUAAGGGGGUCCUUUGUUGCACCGAGUCAGGCGGCAGUUAAGCAGCAUGGGGAAAAAGAUCUCAGGAGGGAUUAGGAAAUAAACAGGCAGCUGCUGCUCAUCCUUGACAUUAGAAAGUAGCUCUGCUUUACCCAUGGUGUUUCCGAACUUUCCCAUUUACUACAGAAGAGACUGCCAUGGGGCAGCAGGAGGGGGAUUCCCAAUUUAUUAAUUGCUACCUUGAAGGGUGAAGGUAUAAAGAUAGUUCUUGGAAGUACUUUUAUUACAAAACCUUCUCAUUACCCUAAACCUACAUGGAAUCUAUUUAGGAGACUGGAGGAUGACAGAACCUGUGUAAGAUUUUAGGGGAGAAUUGUAUUACUUUUUCUUCAAGAAGCCUGUAAGACUCUGAAGGACAUGACUUUAAGGAGAGGGAUAGCCCAGAAAAUACAGAGUUGAGAAAUUAUUAUGAUGUGCUAAGACGGAUUUCAGAAUCAAGGAGGCUGUGUCAAAGACAGAAAGUAGGUUAAAAUGUAAAAAGAACUGGGCUUACGGGUACUGCUCACCCUGCUGUCCCUUUGUUUUAGAAGCUGGACAAUAAAACAG